AUGUGUCAACAUUUUGUGGAGUUUGGACCGGCCAAAAUGUUGAAACCGACAAGAUUGUUACUACUAGGUGCACCUGGUUCAGGAAAAGGUACCAUUUCAAAGCGACUUUUGAAAAAGUCUCCUCAAUUGCACUACAUUUCAUCUGGUGAUGUGUUGAGAUCUCAGAUUGCCAACAGGACAGAAAUUGGUCUCAAGGCGGAAAAAUAUUUGAAAAAUGGAGCAUUGGUGCCGGACCCAGUAAUGGUGCGAUUGAUUACACACCAGUUGCAGACUCAUAACUGGAUGGAUCAUGAUGCAAGUUGGUUAUUGGAUGGGUUCCCGCGUACCAGUAACCAAGCUGACCAAUUGAACGACGUUUUGGAUAAAUACAAUUCAAAUUUGACCUUGGUUGUUGAAUUAGAUGUUGAUCAAAAGAUCAUCUUGCAUAGAAUAGAGUCAAGGUAUGUCCAUUUGCCAAGUGGUAGAAUAUACAGUUUGGAUUAUAAUCCUCCAAAUGUACCGUUUAAAGAUGAUGUGACUGGAGAGCCUUUGGUUAAAAGAGAAGAUGACAAUGCUGAAGUUUUCCAAAAACGAUUGGACAAAUAUAAUGAGAAGAUUGGAGAUUUGCGCGAGUUUUAUCAAGAGCUAGGGGUAUGGAGAGUUGUUUCGGGAAAUACUAGUGACAUUAUCUAUCCUCAAGUUGAAAAGUUGGUAACUGGGUAG
Molecule: messenger RNA, 702 nt
Organism: Lodderomyces parapsilosis
Lineage: Eukaryota; Fungi; Ascomycota; Pichiomycetes; Serinales; Debaryomycetaceae
Product: adenylate kinase
Exons: 1
Coding region: 1-702 (233 amino acids)
Biological process (GO): nucleobase-containing compound metabolic process
Cellular component (GO): mitochondrion; cytoplasm
Molecular function (GO): ATP binding; AMP kinase activity
Source: RefSeq, a predicted model, not a curated record